Zootoca vivipara (common lizard) is the source of this 2784-nucleotide messenger RNA. The record is from RefSeq and is a predicted model, not a curated record. Lineage: Eukaryota; Metazoa; Chordata; Lepidosauria; Squamata; Lacertidae.
GUGAUGGGACUCUCCAGCCAAUGGCAGGAGCCGCAGCAGCCGGUGCUAAGCGAGCCCUGCUUUGCAUAUUGGCGCGUGUACAGGUGUGCGUGGUGGGGUUUCUCAGGUAAGCUUGCAGUCCGGUGUCCUGGGCGACGUUGCCACUUUAGGGGUUAUCCCGUAUCCCAGUGUAUGUCCUGUAUUGGUACGGUUUCGUGCUGCGUUCGGGGCGGGGGGCUAUUGGGUUGUUGUUUUUAUUUUUAUUAUGCAUUUUGAGGUUUUAUAUCUUGAUUUUAUUAUGUGAACCGCCCUGAGAUCCCGGGUAUAGGGCGGUAUAAAAAAAAUCAAUAAAUCAUCAUCAUCAUCGAUAUAGUCAUGUGCUGUCUUUCCCUUUCACUGAGAUUCCCGCAUCACAAGGAGGGUUGGACUAGAUGACCCUUGGCUCCCUUUCCAUCUCUGUGAACCUGUGAUUUGGGUCUUUCCAAAGAUGAGCGUUUGAAAGGGUCAUGUGUGAAAGGUCAUGUAUUUAAGCUCUGGGUAGCCAAGCACAGGCAGAUUUACAAAUUUGUGUGUGAGAGAGGGAGGGAGUGUGACAGAUGCCUGAGGGGCCGUAUUGUGUUAGGCAGCAAUAGAUUGCAAUGGGUAGCUUUGCAGUCACUUCAGCACCACAAAAACAACUGGCACCCACAUGCCCCGCCCCAUAUUUUGCCAGAACAAUAGUGACAACCCGCGUCUACACAUGCACAGUGGGGCUGGAACUCUAAAUUAAGUGUUCAUACAAUUCUCCUAGUCUUUCCCCCUUUUUCACCUCCAAGCAGUCCAGGAGAGUGCAGAGUUUGCUAUUUCCUGACAGUCUUGCAAGGUGGGUUAGGCAGAGAGAGAGAGAGAGAGAGAGAGAGAGAGAGAGAGAGAGAGAGAGAGAGAAUGGGCAGUCUAAAAGUCACCCAGUGACCAUGAGUUUCGUGCCAGUCCAGAGUAGAAAUGCAACCUGCUUCUAGGUGCACUGAAUUUAGUGGUGGUGGCUCCCAGGUAAGUGUGUUUCGUAGCACCGCAGCUUUACUUGGCUGGCUUUGAGGAAAGGAGGGGGAGGAUGAAGCAGUGCUUCUCUGCAUGUUGGAUCGGAACAAAGCAAUCGGAACAUAUAACCCCAUCUCUGGCGCAGUUGCACUGACUACCAAUCCAUUUCUGAGCCCGAUUCUUAGUUCUGGUUUAACCAAAAUGCACCAUAUUGACCCCAGUAUCCAAUGGUACACAUCUCCUGACUCGAACAUACCCAUCUCACCUGAGACCCUUUAUCCUGGUGCUUCUCUGAGAGGUUUGGAGAAUGGCAACAAAGGACAGGGCCUUUUCGGUUGUGGCUUCACAUCUGUGAAAUGCUGAUAGUAACAUCCUUUCGGCGCCAGGUUAAAACCUACCUCUUCUCCCAUGCUUUUGUAGGAAUAUGACUACUAUGCUUACUGCUGUUUCUCUGCUAUAUAUAAUUUUAGAGGAGGGGCAUUGUUGCUUUAUUGCAAAACCUGAUGGUUUCUUAAUUGUUAUAUAACCCACCUAGAGAUGUUUUGCACUGGGUGACAAAUAAAUAGUAGCCAUAUAUUGCUUUCUUUUACUGCUUAUGGAAACCUGUAAUUCAAGAAAUAAAUUCUGCUGGGGAAAACCUUAUUUAUUAUUAUAUUAUUAUUUGUUGUUGUUGUUGUUGUUAAUUGAAUGUACAGUAUAUACCGCCCUAUACCUGGAGGUUUCAGGAUGGUUCACAGAACAAAGGGCAGUUCACAGAACAAAAUUAUUUACAAUCUUCCAUUAACUAACAACAAUAUACUGAAUUUCUGAUUGCUUUUUUGUUCUGAUUCAACUUUUUGGCAGGUUGCAAAGCACUCCACCCUGGAAUUGGUGUCUAUUCUUUUACAUUCCUUAAUAAUAAUAAUAAUAAUAAUAAUAAUAAUAAUGCUUUACCUGAUUGGACUUGGACUUGGAGAUGCCAAAGAUAUUACAGUUAAAGGCCUGGAGGUAAUAAAGCAGUGUAGCCGAGUGUACCUGGAAGCCUACACAUCAAUCCUCACUGUUGGAAAGGAAGCACUGGAGGAGUUCUAUGGCAAAGAACUGAUUCUUGCUGACAGAGAAACUGUAGAACAAGAAGCAGAUACAAUCCUGAAGGGUGCACAUCAGUGUGAUGUGGCUUUUCUUGUAGUUGGAGAUCCUUUUGGGGCGACUACACACAGUGACCUCGUCCUCCGGGCGGUGAAGUUGGGAGUGCCCUACACAGUCAUCCACAAUGCCUCCAUACUGAACGCCGUCGGCUGUUGCGGCCUCCAGCUCUACAAUUUCGGAGAAGUUGUGUCUGUCGUUUUCUGGACCGAUACGUGGAAGCCUGAGAGCUUUUAUGACAAAAUAGCCAAAAACAGAAGAAAUGGCAUGCACACCCUCUGCUUACUUGACAUUAAAGUCAAGGAACAGUCGCUGGAGAAUCUCAUGAAGGGGAAGAAGAUUUAUGAGCCACCGAGGUAUAUGAGCGUGAACCAGGCAGCCGAGCAGCUUCUCGCUAUUGUGCAAAACAGGCGGCUACAAGGCGAAGAACCAGCAGAAAUUGCAGAAAACACCGUCUGCGUAGGCUUGGCAAGAGUGGGUGCAGUGGAUCAAAAGAUUGCUUCCGGUACCCUACAGGAAAUGACUACGGUGGCAUUGGGCAAUCCUCUACACUCCUUGAUCAUAACUGGAACUUUGCAUCCGUUGGAAUUAGACAUGCUCAAGCUAUUUGCAGUUGACAAAUCCAUUUUUGAGCACAUGGCUGAAUAAAUAUUUCUUUAUGCA